Messenger RNA from Racocetra fulgida, 158 nucleotides. NCBI's taxonomy places the organism in Eukaryota, Fungi, Glomeromycota, Glomeromycetes, Diversisporales, Gigasporaceae. The record is from the annotation of a GenBank genome assembly.
AUGCUGGAGUGAUAGGCUAUGCAAAGAACCGAAGUCAGAUGGAUACUCCUCGAAAAUUAAGAUCUAUGAAGAAGAAUCAAGAACGAGCCAAAGAAUUACUAACCUGGAUACAAAAUGCUAUAUCUUCUGGUCGAAUAGAUGAUCCAGGUAAGCCAGAG